AUGGGUUCCAAGAGAAGUUAUUCCUCUUUAAAUUACGAUGUUUCGAGAAAAAGGGUGUUGGAUCUCUUGGAGGUUCCUUUAAAGAAACUCACAAUUGAAGAUCCAUCAAGUGACCUUGAUGUCGAUAUGGUUCAUCGUAAUCGGAUUGCCUAUUACAAAAACAAAUACACCGUCGUCGUCGAAGAUUUGGAUGCUGAAAUUGAGGAAGAAGAAGAUGAUAAAAAGAAAAACAGUUCUUUGAGUACACCGGAACAAUCCAGAUUAAAGCUUUCGGUUAUAUCUCCUUUAGAGAAAAAGCUGAAACGAGAUCUAUAUUGCCUCCUCUAUCAACGUCCUUCUAUGAAAACGGAGUUGCCUCGUUCUGACUACUCUAUUAGCUCUAAAUAUGCAUCUUCCGCUGACUUGCCAGAAGCAGAAAAGCUAUUCGAAGAAGGAAGGUCAUCCUUCAAUACGACCCGUGGAAACGCCUCUUGCAAAUCACUCCGAUUCUCAUGCGACCUUGAUUUGGGAUAA
Molecule: messenger RNA, 513 nt
Organism: Schizosaccharomyces osmophilus
Lineage: Eukaryota; Fungi; Ascomycota; Schizosaccharomycetes; Schizosaccharomycetales; Schizosaccharomycetaceae
Product: Schizosaccharomyces specific protein
Exons: 2
Coding region: 1-513 (170 amino acids)
Source: RefSeq, a predicted model, not a curated record